AUGAGCUAUCAUCGUCGCAAGAAAGAUUCCCCAAGAGGAACUAGUGGCAAUUCCUCAAAAAACAGAGAUCAAAUAGUUCGUAACCCAUUAGAUAUAGAGAGGGAAAAUGUUCGCAUUUUAUCCGAAAAUUUCAAUUCAUCCGAAUUAUCGUAUAAAGGAAGCGACAAAAUUGUAUUCAUCCCUCAUGAAGAUAAUAUGGAUACAAAUUGGAGACGUUAUUUGAAAAAAGAACUCACUAAUCAACAUCAUAUUCGCAGAUUCCUAAAUACAUGUUUGGUUACCGCCUCUAAAGAAACUGAAUACAAAGUAGAAGAAUUAAUUACAAAUCUGGGAGGACCUGAAGGUAGACAACGUUUAAGAGAGAUUAUCAUGUUUCCCAUAUCUGUUGAUGCCGGAUUACAACCUCGUGUUGCUUCUUUUCAACGUGUUACUCUGCCUUUCCUUGCGUUGUUAACUCGGUCCGGAAUAAUUGAUAGUAUUUUGGAAGUCCAUAUUAAUGCGGUCUUCUCUAUCGUUUAUACUAAUUUGGAUAAUUUCAUGCAUGAUAGGGUAAUGCCUAUGUUAGAAACUAUAGUCCUGAGAAAUUCGUUAGCUGAUAAAAACACUUCUCAAACGGAAUUACUUAGAGACGAUCCUAGUUCUUUUAUACCUACAUCAAUUGGCCAAUUUUUCUUGGUGAUUGUAAGGUUAUGUAAUUUUAUGCUUACCCGAAUAAAAGAAGCUGCUAGCAAUGAGACAAUGCACAACAUUGCACGUCGACUAGAGAAUUCAAAAAAUGCUUGGCAAAAUUCACAUCAGACUGACCCCAAUGACCCGAUUAAUUCCAAUAUUGAAAGUAAAAAUUACUAUUUCCAUAUUUUAGAUAAAGAAUUCAAAAUUAUGAAGCAACUAAUAAAAAAUUCUCAGAGAUCUUAUCCAAACGAACUCAAUUCAGUGGAUAAUGCCUCAAGGUCCUAUAAAGAAAGGGCACAAAUUGUCGAUUUAAAGCGUAUUUACGAUCCUCCUGGCGAAUUAUCUGAUCAUGGACCACGUCAUGAUAACGAUUUCAGUGAUAUUACAAAAAUUUCCAUAAUUCCUACCAAGGAAGAAAUUUUGAGCGUUAGACCACCUUUUUUACCUACGAAUAUUCCUGGAGCCCCACAUUUCCUUCCCGAAGGACCUGCACGCCUUCUUGAUUCACAGUUUCGUCUACUCCGUGAGGACAUGUUAAGUCCUAUUAGGGGAGGAAUUACAAAUUUCUUGCAAUUUUUGGUGGACUCUAAUAAUUCUAAAUUAAGAAAAUACAAAGAAGUGGGUGGUAGAUACAGAUACGAUAGUGGUCAAGAUAACGGAGAUUUAUAUAUUUAUCCCAAUGUUCGUUUUGCUGGAAUUACAGUCGAUAAAAGACGUGGCUUUUCAUGUCGAAUCGCUUUUACAGGACCAAAAAAUGUCGGAAGAACCAAGAGAGAUCGUAUUUUUUAUUGGCAAAGAUCAAAGAAAUUAAUGAAUGGAAAUUUAGUUUGUCUUCUUUGGCCGACAGAAAACACAGCUUUGGUGAAUAAUAAAAAUAAUAUCCCUAAUGCUACACAAUAUUCUCUUUUUUUUGGUGUAAUUGUGCAAAGAGAUGAACAACUUUUAGCCAAAUUUGAUGAUAGAGUUGAAAUCGAAAUUAAUUUCUCGGAUGCGACUGUUUAUCCAUUGGCCUUAAAUGACAUAUCAAGUCAAAAAAAUCGAAAUAUGGUUACAACUUCACGUUUUAUGGUAGAAUCCACAGGAGUUUAUAUGGAAUCUUACUACCAUAUUUUGAAAACUUUGCAAAGCACAAUGAAUUCAACUCUUCCUUUUGAAAGGUAUUUGGCUCCGACAAAUGAAAUGGCCGAAAGUUCUAUUGUAGAUUUACCUGACUACGCAAGAGCCCCGGGAUUUCAUUUUAAUCUAGGUGCAUUAUUACGUGAUAAGCAAAAAGACCUUUUUUUGAAUGUUUCUAACACAAAUGAACAUGAAAAUAUAAUUGAAAUUCUUAAAAAGGAAAGCAUGAUAGAUUCAAAAGGAAACAAGUUAGAUGACACACAAGCUAGAUCGCUUGUUUCUUCUUUAUGUAAAGAAAUUGCGUUGAUUGAAGGUCCACCGGGCACAGGGAAAACUGUGAUAGGGGUGGAAAUCAUGAAGGUUUUGCUGGCGCCAACAAAUCGCAAUAUAAAGCUUGGGCCCAUUCUUACAAUUUGUUUUACAAACCAUGCUUUAGAUCAAUUUCUCGAGUAUUUAAUUGAUAAAGCCGGAAUUGAUAAUAUUGUGAGAUUAGGAGGUCGCUCGAGAUCUGAUAAAAUUGCUCCUUUUAAUCUCGAAGAAAUCGUUAGAAAUCGAGAAAGACCUGUGGGAAUCGAAGCAUAUCUUUUAGCUCAGGCUUACAAAUCGCUUGAUGCUAUUCAAAAAGAUGCGGAUAACAUUCAAAAAAGAUUGAAUCAAAGAUGGUUAACUUGGAAUGAAAUUUCUCCUUAUUUAUCAUUUGAAUUUGCUGAACACUAUAAUAGAUUUUCCUAUUAUCAUGAUGAUCCCGAAGCACCUAAGUUGUUGUUAGACAACGAUAACGAUAUGAAUAUUGAUGAUGAGUCUUCAUGGCAAACCGCUGGCAAUGAUUCAAGAAAUAAAACCAUAUUCGAACAGUGGUUAGAAGGAAGGGACAUAAAACGAGCCAAAUCCAUGAUCCAUGCCAUGAAAAACCCAAGGCAACAACGACAACUUAAAGGAAAAGAGAAACAGAGUUCAAAUUUAAAUAGCUAUGGUAUUCUCGAUAAUAUCGAUGAAUUUUAUUACGAAUUUGAUGAUGAAGAUGAAUAUGUUGAACCAAUUUAUGAUUCAAUGCAAAGCUUUCUAUUGAAUUGGUCUGAACCUACAACAAAUCGUCCUUUGGAGGAGCUAAAAGACGAUACGAAUAUUUGGGAAAUGUCCGAAACCGAACGAAUAACAUUGCAUGACUUUUGGCGACAAGAAUUAAAUUUGGAAUGCGUUGAAGAUUUAGCACGGUUACAAAAAACUCAUGAUGAAAAGAGAAAAGAAGUUGACAAUAUUCAUAAUGAAAGGCGAAAAAAAAUUUUAAAGGAAUGUGAUGUUAUCGGAAUGACUACAAAUGGAACUGCAAAAUUUCAAUCUCUUAUUCGUUCUAUUGGACCUAAAAUUAUUUUAUGUGAAGAGGCCGGAGAAGUUCUUGAAGCUCAUAUUCUUUCAGCGCUAACACCAUCGACACAACAUCUUAUCCUCAUUGGCGAUCAUAAGCAAUUACGACCACAUGUUGCUACCUAUAAUUUAAGUUGUGAAUCAAGCAAUGGUAAAAAAUAUAGGUUAGAUGAAAGUCUAUUUGAGCGUUUAGUUAAAGAUAACAAAUCUACACGACUUGAGCAAUCUCAAUUAUUAACUCAAAGACGUAUGAGAAGCGAAAUUUCUGACUUAAUUAGAUUCACACUAUAUCCGAAACUUAUCGAUGGAGAAAACACCAUUUAUCCAAACGUGCGCGGUGCUCAGCAUAAUUUAUAUUUUAUUAAUCAUCGUCAACCUGAAGAUAAAACAAAAAGUGAAUUUGCAGUUCAAUCACAUUCUAAUCAAUAUGAAGUAGACAUGAUUAUUGAAAUGGUGAAAUAUUUUGUUAGAAAUGGAUACACUAAAGAAGAUGAUAUUGCUGUCCUUACCCCAUAUCUUGGACAAAUGAUGAAACUUCGUGACGCUUUAAAAUCAACAUUUACUGUUGUUAUUGAUGAAAGAGAUAGUCAAGAUCUUGCAGAAAUGGAAGAUGAUGAUGAUGAAGAAAAGCCAGAAAGUAAUGUUGAAGGAAAUAUCAGCAUCGCGACAAGGAAGUCAUUAAAUCAACAAGUUACACUGAGAACCGUUGAUAAUUUUCAAGGCGAGGAAGCCAAUAUUGUUAUCAUUUCACUUGUGAGAAACUCUUUAAAUGAUUCAAAUAGAGGUCCAAUUGGUUUUUUGAAGUCUGAAAAUCGUACUAAUGUUUUACUAUCACGAGCGAAACAUGGAAUGUAUUUGCUCGGUAAUGCUGAGUUAAUGGGCAACGAAUCUCAUAUGUGGUCAUCAGUUGUUCAAAUGUUAAAAUCCAGUGAUCCUCCAAAAGUUGGUGGUUCUUUUCCUAUCGUCUGUCCUCAACAUCCAAGGAAUCGAAAUUACGUGAGUGUUCCCAUACAAUUUGUUGAAUUUGCACCAGAUGGAGGAUGUUUAGAGAGUUGUGGGCAAAAACUUGAAUGUGGACACUUGUGUCCAUACAAAUGUCACUUUGAUAACCCAGACCAUAUUAAUAUAUUUUGCAGAAAAGAAUGUAUUAAAUUACAUCCAGAAUGUUUACAUCCUUGUAACAAAUUUUGCGGUGAAAAAUGUGGUGAUUGUUCUUUGGUCCUUGGUGAUAUAAUAUUGCCUUCUUGUGAUCAUUUGUAUCCAAGAGCUAUGUGUUAUGAAACUCGCAAUGUUUAUUCAAUACUUUGUCGCAUAAAAGUCUAUAAAACUUUACCAAAAUGUGGACAUAAGCUUGAAGUAAUGUGUUGUGAGUCGGUAGACGAUAUUGUUUGUAUGCAACCAUGUGGAGAGUUAACAAAGUGUGAUCAUAUUUGUUCGGCGCCAUGUCAUGAUUGCCAGAAGCGUUCAAUUAAAGCAAACAAUGAUGAACCACCUUUAGAUGUGAAUGGAUUUAUAAUAAGGAAUACACACAGAUCUUGUGCAAAGCCUUGCGAAAGAAACUUAUUUUGCGGCCACAAAUGUGAAGAAGUCUGCCAUGAGGGAAGGAUAUGUAGUCCUUGUAAAGCAAAGUGUACAGUUUCUUGUUCUCACUCUUCAUGUAAAUUGGAGUGUUUUAAACCUUGUGCUGCUUGUGCUGAACCAUGUGAUUGGUAUUGUCCACAUGGAAAAGGAAGAUGUCUUUUAUCUUGUGGUGCUCCGUGUUCAAGAUUACCAUGUAAUUUAAGAUGUGAAAAAAAAUUGAAGUGUGGACACCGUUGUCCAGGAAUAUGUGGUGAAAAUUGUCCACCACCGAAGUUUUGUGAAAUUUGUGCUCCGAAUGAUGUUAAAGAACAAAUGAUUGACUUUAUUGAACUUCAGACAUUUGCCGAAAUUGAUUGGAGUGAAGAAAGAAUGGUGAUCUUGGAGUGUGGUCACGUAUUUACGAUGAAUACUAUGGAUGGCCAUAUGGAAAUGAUGAAUUAUUAUGAGGGAAGUGAUGAAAGAUGGACCGGUUUUAAGAUUCUUUCAUCGCAAAGUGGAGAAAAUAAAAUGAUGACGUGUCCUAACUGCCGAGCGCCCAUUAAAAACAUUAAAAGAUAUGGAAGAUCGAUUAAAAAACGAAUCCUUGAUACUCAGAACAAAAAAUUUUUAAUGUUGUAUGAUCACCGUUUAAAAUUUCAAAGAAGUGCGUUGGAAGCUGCUAUAAGGAUUAUGGAAAAUAACAAACAGAAUAUGUUGGAAAAAUUUAAAAGCAAUCGAUCCUAUUCGACAGACCUAAGAGGUAAUAUUAAGAAGAACGAUAUUGAGGGUCCAGAUAAAAUUGUCCCCGAAGUUUCCAUUAAAGAACAAUUUUAUCAAAUUGGAAAGUAUCAUUCGAUUCCAGAACAACAUACAAAGCUAUGGCAAAAUCAUAUUAAAGAACUCUUUAAAUCAUAUAAUCAAUUGACAAUGAUUAUGGCACAUACAAAAAACCCACCUCAUAAAAAGGCUUUUGAUGCAGCUUUGACGCGUCUUUACAAUGAAAAAUCAAAGGUUCCAAUCGAUGUGUUUAAUUUAGAAAAUAUUAGCAUCGUAGAUGACGCAGUACGCUUUGAGCAAAGUCUUCGAGAAGUGGGGUUGAUUACACCACAAUUAGACCGCCGUGUUUACCUCGACGCUUUCUUUGAAAUCGUUAACGUUCAAAAAAUUAUGUUUCACGAAGCAGUUCGAAUAAUUUCAGAAUUACCGAAUACGGAUUUACCUCAUUCUGAGGAAAGACAAGGUUAUAUUUCAGUAUUAGCAACACGAAAAAAUUGGAUCGAAUUUUGUGGCAGGAUAAUGGAUUCAAUUACGAACCAUUUGGAAAAAAUUCUUCAAACAUGUGAAGAAAGUAAAUAUGGACGGCAUCUAGUACAAGCUUCAUUAGAAUUGGUAGAAUUUGAAUACCAAGUCGGUAGAUUUAAUUUAAACAAUCAAAUUAACCCUCAUGUUUCUAUGUCCGAACCAAUUAAAAGGGCAAUUAUAGAGAAAUGUAAUAAAAUCCGCAAAGAUUGUAAUAAAAUACGACGGGAUUAUUUGCCAAGUAUUAAUUUGGAAUUUUUUCAAGGACAAUGCGAAGCGAGGAUUGUUAAGUUAUUGAAUGAUGUAAAUGAAUUACAAGAGAAAGCAGAAAAUUAUGGACAAUUAACUCAAGAAGAAAAGGUGGCAAUCUACAGAGCCAUGAGUAGCGAAUUUAGUGGGUCAGGACACUGGUACGAAUGUCCAAAUGGUCAUCCGUAUACCAUUGGUGAAUGUGGAGGAGCAAUGCAAGCUAGCAGGUGUCCAGAUUGUGGAGCAACUGUUGGUGGAAGUAGUCAUAGUCUAACUAGUGGAAACAGACGUAAUGUCGAAUUUGACACAAUGGGCGGUAGAACACUAAGAUGA
This is a messenger RNA of Funneliformis geosporum, 6594 nucleotides long. The record is from the annotation of a GenBank genome assembly. Lineage: Eukaryota; Fungi; Glomeromycota; Glomeromycetes; Glomerales; Glomeraceae.